This is a messenger RNA of Vespula vulgaris, 1093 nucleotides long. RefSeq names its product class A basic helix-loop-helix protein 15-like. The transcript is spliced from 3 exons. The record is from RefSeq and is a predicted model, not a curated record. Gene Ontology annotation, molecular function: protein dimerization activity. NCBI's taxonomy places the organism in Eukaryota, Metazoa, Arthropoda, Insecta, Hymenoptera, Vespidae. Bases 141 to 614 code for a protein of 157 amino acids.
UGGGGGGUGGAAGGUGGCGCCGACCGCACCCCGACGUCGCGACGACAGUCUUCCAGCGUGGCUCAACAAGUACACGCGGUACUCGAACAGCGAUUCAAAUUGUUAAAGAUCACUUAAUAAAAUAUAAGUUGCUUCAUAUAAUGAGAUCUAAAGUAACGAGUGAAAGUAAUUGGGAAGCAAAGUGGACUGGACAAGGAAUACAAGAUAGUGGUACAGUACGUCGACCAUCAAGAAAGACAGAAAAAUUUAAAUUAUCAAAGUCUCCGCGAGCGUCUACAUCUAAAGAAAGGACACUUCGUAGAUUAGAAAGUAAUGAAAGAGAAAGAAUGAGAAUGCAUAGUUUGAAUGAUGCGUUCCAGUCUCUACGUGAAGUAAUUCCACAUGUUACUAAGGAAAGACGUCUUUCAAAAAUAGAAACUCUCACAUUGGCCAAGAAUUAUAUAGUUGCUCUUACUGAUAUAAUAUGUGCAAUAAGAAAUGAUGAAACCUCAACAAGUCAAAAAGUUGAAAUUUCGGAAUCCCGAGAACCACCGUGUAACACAAAUAUUUGUAUGGACAUAAAUACUCCAGCUUCGUCAAGAUCUUGCAGUCCAGAAGUUCAAAGCUUUUAUUAAAAAAAAGCAAAUUUUAAUGGAUUACAAUAGAAAAAAUAGUGAAACCAAAGCUACAAGUCUGUGAAAUAUUAACAAUGUAGAUUUAAAAUGAAUGUCAAACUUCAACAAGUCAUUUUAUAUAAUCACAUUUAUAUUCUUAUCAAGAUAUAGAAGAUAUAAAAAAUUAGUGCUGAUAUUUGCAUAAAAAAAUACUCAUUUUUCUUGUUUCAAAUUAGCUGACUUUAUAUAGAUAUUAACAAAAAUGAUAUCAACAUUCCUGAUAUUUAUCAGUAUUAUCUUUUGCAAUCUUAGUAUUAUUAUUUAUUAUAUGCUCAUUAUUAGAUAGUAUUACAUAUGCUCAAAUAGUACAAAGCACUAGGCAUUUGUUUAUUAAUAAAUAAAGUAAAUAAAGGUAUUCCAAAACUAGAGAAAUAUCUAUGUUUCUGCUAGAAUAUAUAGAUGUUUAAUAUAUGAAUUUAUUCAUGCAUGAAAAUAUUAUA